Sycon ciliatum is the source of this 2664-nucleotide messenger RNA. Its product is annotated as equilibrative nucleoside transporter 4-like. Lineage: Eukaryota; Metazoa; Porifera; Calcarea; Leucosolenida; Sycettidae. The transcript is spliced from 7 exons. Gene Ontology annotation, molecular function: nucleoside transmembrane transporter activity; monoamine transmembrane transporter activity. Gene Ontology annotation, biological process: nucleoside transmembrane transport. The coding region runs from base 237 to 2000 and encodes 587 amino acids. Gene Ontology annotation, cellular component: plasma membrane. The record is from RefSeq and is a predicted model, not a curated record.
GUUGUAGUUGAUUUUAGGGACACUCCCUGUCUAUUCAUUAGACCUGCACCCUGCUUUAUUAGAGCGAUGUGAUCGAUCGGGCGACCUACUUGUAAGCGUUACCGCGUUGAUAAACUAACUGUUACUUCUCUGACAUGGAAAUUCCUACUAGACCACCACAAAGGUUCGGGAGUUAGAAAGACUAAAGCAACUGUUCACACCGGUGGUCCGAAAUAUCCGCUUCUGACCUCAGUGCGAUGGAGUCUGAAGAAGAGACAAGAAGUGGGGUAGAUCCUCAAGGAAAACACUAUCUUCUUUAUUGGGCAUUCAUCUUCCUUGGAGCGGUGUUCGUGUUGCCCUACAAUGCAUUCAUUUCUGCAGUUGACUAUCUGUCCUUCACAUUUCCCGAUCGCAAUAGUGAAGCAGUGCUGCCCGCAGUGAAUCUUUGUGUGGCUGUGCUGACAAUCCUGGGGAGUGUUGUACUGGCUAGGAUCAGCGAGACACACUUCCGCAUACGCAUUGGUUUCGCUGCGUUCAUCCUCUCUCUGGGUUUGGUGAUCGUGAUCGUGGCAGUGGUGUCUGGCUGUGGCAGCUCUGCAGCAUUCGCUGGCAUACUGAUGGCAGAUGUUGGAGUUGCAUUCGCAGCUGGAGUACAGCAGGCGAGUGUGUAUGGAUUGUCAAGUAUGCUACCAAUUGCAUACUCACAGGCUGUAAUGACUGGGGAGAGUGUGGCUGGCUCGAUAGAAUCUUCAACACGUAUCAUCACCAAGUUCAUCGGGGACGAUAAGCUACGGACAAGCACACUCGUGUACUUCUCGGUGACCAUGGCAGUGUUGUUGUUUGGAAUUCUUGUACAUCUCUACGUGAAGAAUCAUCGUCUUGUUCACCAUUACUACCAGUGUGCUGGCAGUAGUAGUAGUAGUGGCAGUGACAGUCGGGACAGUGGGGAUGGUGGCGUGGACGCAGUGCAGGGACACGCUGAUAACAGUGCACCAGCGAAGGGAAUAUGCGGAACACCGUAUAACCCCUAUGCUAAUGGAGAGAGUUCCAGUGAAGUUGAAAUGGCGAACUUAGAUGGAGUGAAGAGAUCCGAGUCAGCUGUGUUGACCAAAUACACUUCACUCACAGAGAAGAGUGGACACAUGGCUAGUACCACUGACGGAAGAAGCCAUGUCGCCAACGAAAAUGCAAUUAUCAGCAGUGAUGCAAUGACAACAGAUUAUGAGGAUGAGCAGAAUUUAAUUUCUCCAUCAGCAAGUGGAACGAGUCACUCUAGACCAGUCAGAGAGUGGGUUUUUAGUUUGCAAAGUGUCAAGGAUGGAAUGAAGAUGCGGUGGAGGAUUACCAAGCUCAUUUGGAAGUGGGCGCUGGCAAUCUUUCUGAACCAAGGAAUGACACUGCUGAUGUUUCCGGGUCUCUUUGUCGAGGUUCCAUGGCAUGACAUUGGUGACUGGACGCCUGUCAUUCUCAUUGCCGUCUUCAAUUACUGUGACUUAAUUGGCAAGGCAAUUGGACCAUACAUCAGCCCUUAUCUGACGGGAGGUAGGCUGCUUGCUAUGGUCGGUGUUCGCUCUGUACUUGUACCACUUCUGCUGCUCUGUAUACUGCCAUGCUCAGCACCAUACCUGGACCCUGGCAGUUCAGAGAUAGCUUUCCUACUGGCGGUGAUCGUGGGUUUAACAUCUGGAGCGUUUGCCACCAUAGCUAUGAGCCGAGGCCCUAAGGAUAUCACUACUCAUCGCGACCAAGAAUUGGCUGGUAUGAUCAUGGUCUUCUCAUGUCUCUUGGGACUAUCCAUCGGCGCCUUCCUUGCACUAGCUGUGGCAAAAAGCAUCCCCUGUGAGAAAACGUCAUGCAAACCCAUGAGCAAUGCUUCCUCAUGGACAGCAAACAUGACAACCACUAGCAUGCUCACUACACAACCUUCACACUUGCUCAUCACAACAGUUAAUGCAACAAUGCUCCCAACGCCAGCUGGAAAGACAUGCUCGCCGACUUGUCUGGACUCUGUGAUAACGUAGGCUGAUGCAGAUCAUAGCAUCAGCACAACAUAGCGACAUAUAUAGUAACUUACACACAAGGUCCAGUGGAAGAGAAUCAGUACGUCUCUACCAGGGACGGUAGUAACUUUCCUACUUCUUGGUCUCUACUCUGAGAGUUUCCGAUGAUGAUGCUACGGUAACGUUGGGUGAUUACUAGUAGUAUAUUUAGUAUAUGCGGUGAUAUCAACCUCCUUCUGUCAACAGGACAUAUUAUAUUAAACUACUCAUUUCGUUUUUUAAUGCACCCUUGUCUUUAUAAUAGUAUUAUUGGAUUUUUUUAUUGGAUUAUUUUACAGAGUUCUUUUACAAUUAAACUUGAAAAUGUAUACAGGUGUCGGAUUUCUUCCCUAAUUAUGCACCUUUAAUUUAUACACAUUGUAUUACCACUCCAGCCGUAACCAACACCUUCGCCGUUCUAAUUCUUUACUGGAUUGCAAAGUUCAGAAAAUUCAGCAUGUAGUUAUUUGGGCCAUGAUUCCCAGCAUCAAGUGGACAUUGGAGUGCUAUGUUGAAGCCUAUAAUCCUAUAAUAAUUAAUUUUAUAAGAAGACCCCCACCCGAGCCUAUACUAAGUAUUAAGAUUAUAUUUUCCCGUUUGUGUCUUUCCCUCUAACCAGUGAAUACAAUAAUAAUUAUUAGCUUUA